Onychomys torridus (southern grasshopper mouse) is the source of this 768-nucleotide messenger RNA. RefSeq names its product speckle-type POZ protein-like. The record is from RefSeq and is a predicted model, not a curated record. Bases 1 to 768 code for a protein of 255 amino acids. Gene Ontology annotation, molecular function: ubiquitin protein ligase binding. Lineage: Eukaryota; Metazoa; Chordata; Mammalia; Rodentia; Cricetidae. The transcript is spliced from 2 exons. Gene Ontology annotation, biological process: regulation of proteolysis; proteasome-mediated ubiquitin-dependent protein catabolic process. Gene Ontology annotation, cellular component: cytoplasm.
AUGUUGGAUUACAUUUACACGGGAACAGAACCAGACCUCCACAGCAUGGCAGCUGCUUUGCUGGCAGCUGCUGACAAGUAUGAUCUGGAGCUUUUGAAGGUCAUGUAUGACAAGGUCAGCCUCCUCUGCAAUGUGAGCAUUGUCCAGGACUCCUUCAGAAUCCCAGACCAGAGCAGGAAGCCAGGGAUUCAAGUUCACAGAUGCACAUUGGCAGAUGUGCGAGAACAGCUGUGUGAGAAUUCCCACUUCACAGACUGCUGCCUGGAAGUAGCUGGCCAGGAAUUGCAGGCUCACAAGUCCAUCUUAGCAACUCACUCUCCAGUUUUCAGAGCCAUAUUUGAACAUGACAUGGAGGAGAGCAGAAAUAACCUCACUGAAAUCCCUGAACUGGAGCCACAAGUCUUCAAGACAAUAAUUUACACAGGAACAGCAGCAGCCCUCCACAGCAUGACAGAUGCUGUGGUGGCAGCUGGUGUCAAGUAUGGCCUGGAGUGUUUGAUGGUCAUGUGUGAUGAUGCCCUCUUCAGGGACGUCUCUGUGGAGAAUGCUGCCCACACUUUCCUCCUGGGUGACCUCCACAGCUCAAGGCAGCUGAAAACCCAGACACUGGAUUGCAUUACAACUCAUGGUUCUGAGGUCUCUGAGACCUCAAACUGGAAGACAAUGGUGGGCUCAUAUCCCCAUUUAGGGCCUGAAGCAUGCCUUUCCCUGGCUUCUGCUUAUUUCCCUUACUUGGAGCCUUCUUUCAAAUGCCUGAAGCAAUCCUAG